UAAAAACAAUAAGGAUGAUAAUUCUUGUCGCAUCAAUUCGAGCUAGUAAUGUGAACAACUAAAGAUCACAAAGACGUGAGAGAAGAAGCAUUUUUAUUUCAUCCUCGACUUUUUCCUUGGCGGAUAAAAACCUGUGGAACUUUAUUUUGUUUUGUUUUAUAUCGUGAAAUAUUUCUCUUCAUUAACAAAGCUCUGCUGGUCUGUGCGUUUGUAUGGUUUAGUUCUCGUUCCCAGGAUGAUGCGUCCAUCUCUCUCUCACAACUAUGUCGGCGGAUUCCCAAUGGAGGUUUCCACUCCAAUGGGCCAGGGUCGAGUCAACCAGCUCGGAGGAGUUUUCAUUAACGGUCGGCCUUUACCCAAUCAUAUUCGACACAAGAUAGUGGAGAUGGCCCAUCACGGGAUCCGACCGUGCAUGAUAUCCCGUCAGCUCAGAGUCUCUCACGGCUGCGUCUCCAAAAUCCUGUGCCGCUAUCAGGAGACCGGAUCCAUUCGGCCCGGAGCUGUCGGCGGUACGAAAACCAAGACUUCAUCUCCAGUGGUGGAGAAGCGCAUUGAGGAAUAUAAACGGGAUAAUCCAGGAAUAUUCAGUUGGGAAAUCCGGGAUAAAUUGCUUAAAGAGGGAAUUUGUGACCGAAACAACGUACCAUCAGUCAGUUCAAUAAGCCACUUUGAGAGGAAAUAUGGCGCAAAAGGUGACGAUGAGGAUGAGGACGAAGAGGAAAAGUGCGAGCAAGAAGAGCACGCGCACAGGAGCGGACACAGCAUCGACGGGAUUCUGGCAGACAGAUCGAGUCUGUCUGGGGAAGGAUCAGACGUGGAGUCAGAACCUGACCUGCCGCUGAGACGAAAACAACGACGCAGUCGCACAACCUUCACCGUAGAACAACUGGAUGAGCUGGAGAGAGCUUUCGAACGCACUCACUAUCCAGAUAUCUACACCAGAGAAGAGCUCGCACAGAGAGCUAAACUCACAGAGGCACGAGUACAGGUGUGGUUCAGUAACAGACGAGCUCGUUGGAGGAAACAAGCGGGAGCCAAUCAGCUCAUGGCAUUUAAUCAUCUGAUUCCCGCUGGUUUUUCCCACCCGGCGAUGUCAAGUCUGUCCCCGUAUCCGCUGUCAGAGAGCCCGUACUCACCUGCUGGCCUUUCUCAAGAUUCAAGUACUGUCCACAGACCGCAGCCCCUUCCACCACCUUCAAACCAUCAGAGUUCUGGAGGGCCGGGGCAAGAGGGCGGGGCUUCUUACUGUCUCUCCAGUCGGCACGGUUACGCGGGAUACUCGGAGAGCUUUGGACCUCAUAACAGUCCCACGCACUCUACCAUUAAUAAUGGCUUAUCUUCACAGGUUAUGGGACUGAUAGCCCCAGGUGGAGUUCCACACCAGACCGAGUUUUCUCUGUCCUCUCUGGAGUCGGGCACUUCCCCUCCCGGUACCUGUUCCCAGCGUGUUGAAGCUCUGUCUUACGGUCCCCCGUCCUUCUACAGCGUGGAGCACAGCGCCCCCUACCACUACACCCAGUAUGGACAAAAUUCCUUUCAUUAUCUGAGACCUGAAAUCGCCUGAAGUCAUUCCAGAGUCUGAUGUUUUCCCACCUCUCUUAGAAACGUGGAUUUGAGAAAAACUAUGACAGAGUGUAAAAAACGGCAUUACAAAAUGUUUGUUAUUGCAAAUGGUUGGAAUAUGUUCACAUACUUUAAAUGGAUCAGAAGAAUAACACAUUUUGCUAUAAACUGCUCAACGAAAAUCUUUCUAACACAACAAAAUAUACUGAAUAAAAACCAAAAGAUUUUUAUGAAAUGUUUAAAAAGAUAAUUUCAUGAAAUCUUCAUUUUUUGAUAUCUUGAAGUGCAAUAUAAGAGCUAGAAACAUUUCCAGACGUUUGAUCUUCAGGAUCAGCGGUGUCAUCAUGAAACAUGAGCGUGCAUACGAAGGCAAACCAAAGCGCUGGGCUGCAAACAUCUUUCUCUGCUCAUAUGUUGUAAAUAAAAGACAAAUGUUUGUAGGAGGACAACGAGUCAGUCAGAGUGUUUUUAUACAGCUUUGUUUCGCAGCACAUUCCCUAUUGCGUAAGGGAUGUUUUUGCUUUCAUAAAUAAGGACGGUGGAAAAAUUCCUGGAAGAAUAUUUCCAAGGGACUUCGAAACCAUUUUAAAUAUGUUACUUUUCUCAUCAACUUUAUUCCAUAGUUGUGUAAAUGUAAUUUGUGGGUGUAGAUAGGCGGCACAAUUUUUAUUUUAAUUUUUUUUAAAUAUAUAUUUUUAUAAUGGUUUGAUUUUUCAGGUAUGCCUGAAAUUGAAAUUGCUUGCUUUCAAAAAACAUCCUACAAAAACCAUUUUGUUGGUUUUCUUCAGCUCUACCUA
Molecule: messenger RNA, 2360 nt
Organism: Triplophysa dalaica
Lineage: Eukaryota; Metazoa; Chordata; Actinopteri; Cypriniformes; Nemacheilidae
Gene: pax3b
Product: paired box 3b
Exons: 9
Coding region: 236-1564 (442 amino acids)
Biological process (GO): anatomical structure development; regulation of transcription by RNA polymerase II
Molecular function (GO): RNA polymerase II cis-regulatory region sequence-specific DNA binding; DNA-binding transcription factor activity, RNA polymerase II-specific
Source: RefSeq, a predicted model, not a curated record